AUGUCCAGCUCGACCACAGCUCCGGACCCGGCGGCGAGAGGGACGCCGACGGGCAACGACACGGAUCUAGUACCCUUCCCUGGCAUCCCCAUCUCCGAACGGGCUGCCUACCUCUCCCAAGUUUACAUUGGCGUGACUUCGGCGCUGAUGUUCCUCUGUGUCAUCGCCUUCGGAACCCGCAUCUACCAGAGAAUUAGGCCGGUAUGGAAGGUUGGAUUAGACGACUACUUCAUAGCAGCCGGUUUUAUCCUCACCAUCGCCGACUGGGCAAUGCUCUUCCCCAUGAUGGUCCCGCCGCACCCGGGGCUCAUCCCCCUGUCCCAAUCCACCGAAGCAGGCAAAAGCUCCUGGCUCGCCAUCGCCGUCUGGGGUCUGUCCAUGACAUGCAUCAAAAUCUCCAUCGCCCUGACCUUACUCCGCAUCCAAGGCAAGGAGCGCGGCUGGCGCAUCUUCCUCUACACCCUCAUGGCCGUGCAGGCCGUCUACGGCGUCGGCAACACCCUGUUCAACCUCGUCAUCGCCUGCCGCCCGCUCCAGGCGGCCUGGAACCCGUUCCUUCCCGGGGCGACGUGUGUCUCGGUCGAGGUGAUGAGGACCGUCUCCAACGUGGGCAGUGCCGUCAAUAUCACGACGGAUGUGCUGCUGUCGCUGGCGCCUGCGACGUUUUUGAGGAAGCUGAACCGGCCGCUGCGGGAGAGGGUGUUUGUGUGUGUCUUGAUGGGCAUGGGUUUGUUUGCUAGCGUGUCGAGUAUUGUCAAGACGGUGAUUGUCCAAGGCUGGGGUGACCCUACGAUGUCGCUGGAUGACUGGUGGGCGGUGGGCGUGUCGAUCUGUACCUGGACGGUGCUGGAGCAGGUGCUCAGUGUGCUGGCGGCGUGCGUGCCGGCCAUGAAGGGGAUUUUCCAGAAGUGCUUGGGUGCGAUGGGGUUCCACUUGACUCAGAAUAAGUCGCAGCAGCGGUCGGGGUAUUAUGUUCGUGAUGGCGGAACGGGGGCAGGCAUCAGCAGGACUGGUUCCGAACCAACGGCGGCGUGGAGGAGUCAGGUGCAGGCCUUCCGUGAUGACCAGCGGUUUUCCCGCCAAGGGAAGGCGAUGUAUGGCGAUGAGGUGUGCAUCGACUUGCAGCUUAUCAGCAGGGAACCCUCGACAAAGUCUUCGGGGGGUCGGUCGUUGGACCAUGAGCGUAGCGAUACAGGGGGGUUGUCCAUCGAACAGUUACCCACGCAUGCCGUGUAG
Parathielavia appendiculata is the source of this 1236-nucleotide messenger RNA. RefSeq lists its product as uncharacterized. The transcript has 2 exons. Bases 1 to 1236 code for a protein of 411 amino acids. The record is from RefSeq and is a predicted model, not a curated record. Lineage: Eukaryota; Fungi; Ascomycota; Sordariomycetes; Sordariales; Chaetomiaceae.